Messenger RNA from Drosophila takahashii, 1087 nucleotides. Its product is annotated as parkin coregulated gene protein homolog. The record is from RefSeq and is a predicted model, not a curated record. Lineage: Eukaryota; Metazoa; Arthropoda; Insecta; Diptera; Drosophilidae. Gene Ontology annotation, molecular function: Hsp90 protein binding; Hsp70 protein binding.
CAUGCAAAAAACAUCCGUGAAUAUUUUCUUCAACAAACAAAAAAAUCUUGUCUACGAGACUUGUUUACUAUUGACCUCGAAACUUAGGCCCCACACACAUUUGGUUUUUUACUGUUUUUUAAGUUAUAAGUGGAUUUAACUAUACUAACAAUGUGCUCCAAGACCAAUGAACGGGCUACACGAGUCCAUGAACCAGGAAAGGUGUGCCGGGAGUUGCUUUACCUCAGGUCGAAGGUGCCAGUUCGUGAAGUUCCUGCCUUUACCUAUCAGGCUCUGCAGCCCAAUACGGUGGUAAAGCCUCCUCCAAAGAUCGAUAUCUUUAAGCGAAAGCCGGUGAAGGAGACGGUCUUUAAGAUCUACUUCAACCGCGGGGACAUUCCCUGCGUAAUGUCCGGCCGGAGCAGCAAACAGGAUCCGACCAAGGAACGUCCGGUGAAGUGGCACUGUGUGCCGGAGAAUCUCGACUACUGCUACUAUCUGCCCAUCUUCGUGGAUGGACUAGCCGACAUGGACUAUGACACUCGGCUCCUUGCCGUCAAUGGGGCCAUUGAUCUCAUCAUGAGGUCUCCGAAGAAGGUGCUUCCUGUGCUGCCCAAGCUGAUACUUCCGCUGAAACGGGCAUUCCAGACGCGCGACAAGCGGAUCAUCAUCUCCGCUCUACAGGUCAUUCAGCUGAUGGUCCGACUGGGUCCCUGUGUGGGUCAGGCCCUGGUUCCCUUUUACCGCCAAUUGCUGGCCGUGUGCAACCUGUACAAGAACAUCAAUGUAAACCUGGGAGAGGGGAUUGACCCCGAUCGCAACUGUCGCAUUGGCGACGUCAUCGAGGACACCCUGAAGCUGCUGGAAUAUUGCGGAGGUCCCAACGCUUUCAUCAAUAUCAAGUAUAUGGUGCCCACCUACGAGAGCAGCGUCUUCCCCAAAUGCGAAGCUCCCGAGCCCAGAGACUCUUAAGAUUUCCGCUUUCCAAUUCGUUUUUCAUCAGUUAGCGGUUUCAGUUAACGAACAUUUGCAAAAGAGUUUAACCUGCCAAAUUGAACAUUGUGAACUUUUAAAUCGGGGAUGAGUAAAAACCAAAUUUUAAACAGUA